This is a messenger RNA of Phacochoerus africanus (Common warthog), 963 nucleotides long. It is a transcript of the gene NOP16, whose product is annotated as NOP16 nucleolar protein. Gene Ontology annotation, cellular component: nucleolus. The transcript has 5 exons. The record is from RefSeq and is a predicted model, not a curated record. Gene Ontology annotation, biological process: ribosomal large subunit biogenesis. NCBI's taxonomy places the organism in Eukaryota, Metazoa, Chordata, Mammalia, Artiodactyla, Suidae. Bases 127 to 663 code for a protein of 178 amino acids.
UGAGGAGGACUACAUUUCCCAAAAAGCCUGCAGUACCACGCGUGCACUCUCCGGAAGGAGUGUGAUACACGAGGUACUUGGGUUGAGAAGCACACAGUCUGAGUUACCCGUUCUGUGGUCAGCGCGAUGCCCAAGGCCAAGGGGAAGACCCGGAGGCAGAAGUUCGGUUACAAUGUUAACCGGAAGCGUCUGAACCGAAAUGCUCGACGGAAGGCAGCGCCGCGGAUCCAGUGCUCCCACAUCCGACAUGCCUGGGACCAGACCAAAUCGGUGCGGCAGAACCUGGCCGAGAUGGGUUUGGCUAUGGACCCCAACAGGGCGGUGCCUCUUAUUAAGAGAAAGGUAAAAGCCAUGGAGGUGGACAGAGAGGAGAGGCCUAAGGAGCUUGUGAGGAAGCCUUAUGUGCUCAAUGACCUAGAGGCAGAAGCCAGCCUUCCAGAAAAGAAAGGAAAUACGCUGUCUCGGGACCUCAUUGACUAUGUUCGCUAUAUGGUGGAGAACCAUGGAGAGGACUAUAAGGCUAUGGCCCGGGACGAGAAGAAUUACUAUCAAGAUACCCCAAAACAGAUUCGAAAUAAGAUCAACGUCUAUAAGCGUUUUUAUCCAGCGGACUGGCAAGCCUUUGUUGAUUCUUUGGAGAAGAAUAAGAUGGAAGUUGAUUGACUGGUUUAUGCCUGCCCCACGUUGAGGCUUCCUUCUGGACCAGAGAAGCUGGAGCCAGGAUUUAAGGCAAGGAGGGGUAUGCAGCUCCAGAUGAGGCUGACCAGACCCCCUGGGAUCAAAAGGUUAUACGCACACAUAAACACAUGCAAUCUUUCUCACACUUUGCUUUGGGGAAGGUACUGUCUCCCGGAGGCUCCGGUUUUGUUCUUCUGGGGGCUCUGGGAAAAGCCAGAACUUGCUGUUCUCAAGAGUGGGUAGUUGGUUGCAUAUAGUCUAUAUACAAUAAAAUACUCUAUUUUA